AUGAAUCCAUCACAACCAUCGCUCCUCUCAGCCGCAAAAGACGGCGACGCAUCAGCGGCGCAACUCCUCCUGCUGGAAAAUAAAAUCAACCCCAACAACCUCAGUUCCAUCGGAAGAACACCCCUCUCCUGGGCCGCAGAAAGAGGCCAUGAAGCUGUCGUCGAGAUAUUACUCCGCGAUGCCCGAACAAAUCCGGACACAAAAGACUUCUAUCGUACUGUCGCUGAGCGAACUGCCUUGGAGACAGCAGACGCCGACUGGGAAUUCAAUCGCAAAGUCGAUCUGGACUCGGAGGAAACCAACUACCGGACGCCACUAUCGCGGGCAGCAGAGAAUGGGCAUGUGGAGGUUGUCAAGUUGCUCCUUCAAGAUGGGAGGGUGAAUCCCGACAUGCACGAUUCGCAGGGCAGGACGGCAUUAUCAUGGGCGAUGGGGAAGGGGCAUCAGGAUGUUGUUAGAUUGUUUCUGGGAGAUGGUCGUGCGGACCCCAACUACCAGGUCUCAAAGGGGAGAACGCCGCUAUCGCUCGCUGCAGAAAGAGGCCAUGAAGAGGCCAUCAAAGUGAUGCUGGAAGAUAGCAGAGUCAAACCCGAUAUUCCAGACGCCCGAGCCAGAACAGCAUUAUCGUGGAGCGCAGGGGAGGGGCACGACGGUGUGGUCAGAUUGCUUCUUGCAGAUGGCAGAUCUGAUAUCAGUAGUCAGGACAGGCACGGAAAUUAUCCACUCUCAUGGGCUGUCGAGAGGAAUCACAAAGGCGUUAUCGAAAUGCUUCUGGACGCUGGCAGUGAUCCUGACUUUCACGACACCGACCGAAGAACGCCGCUGCUAUGGGCUAUGCAGAACGGCGAAAAGGAAAUGGUCAGACGAUUGCUGGACGAGGGUAAAGCGAAUCCAAACUGUCAGGAUUAUAAGGGCUUAACACCGCUAUCAUGGGCUGUGGAUAAGGGGUAUGACGAUAUGAUUCGAUUAUUCCUCACCGACACAAGAGUCAACAUGAACCUGCAAGAUGCUGAAGGUCAAUCACCACUUUCACGUGCCGUGAAGACGGAAAAUACGGAUAUCUUGCGGCUGCUUUUGGCCAAGGAUGGCAUCGAAAUCAACAUUCAAGACCAGAACGGCCGAUCUCCAUUGUGGCUUGCCGCGGAUUUUGGACAUGAAGCCAGUCUCAACACACUACUAGACCAAGAUGGUCUCGACAUUAACCUCAGAGACAAAAAGCACGGACGAACACCCUUACUCCGAUCAGUCGAUAAAGGCCACUCCCGUCUCAGAGACCGGCUUCUUGCUGUCCCUGGUAUCGACGUGGAAUCGAAAGACUCCAACUACGGCCAAACAAUCCUCUCCUGGGCAGCCUGGAGCGGGGAUAAUACAAAUUUGGAUCUCUUCAUGUCAAUGCAAGGCAUCGAUGUCAACUCCGCCGACAAUGACGGUCGAACACCUCUAUCCUGGGCCGCAACGCGAGGCCACCGCGAAACCGUCAAGAAACUUCUCGCGAAUCCAGCUGUGCGGCCUGAUCUGAAAGAUACAAAAAACGGCCAGAGUGCGCUAUCCAGAGCCAGCGAAAAGGGAAAACAUGAAGUCGUACUACACCUCCUCUCAGAACGACGGAUCGAUCCAGAUUCCAAAGAUAACAAUGGCAGAACACCACUCUCAUGGGCCGCGGGGAAUGGUCAACAGACCGUGAUGGAAAUACUGCUGGCAGACCCCCGCGUCAAUCCCACCUCCGAAGACCACGAAAAAAAGACCCCAUUCGCACACGCCUCAGCCAACGGCCGCGAACGAGCAGUCUCCCACCUCCUCCAAGACCCCCGCAUCAACCCCGAAACAAAAGAUAUCCACGGCAACACACCACUCGCGCUCGCCUCGAUUCUCGGCAAGGAAAGCUUAGUCGAGCUCCUCCUCGCCGACCCGCGCGUCGAUCCAAAUUCAAGAAAUAAUAAAGGAAGGCCACCGCUCUCGCUGGCGGUGAAGUAUUACUCGCGGAGAGCGAUCGAGGUGUUGCUCAGGGACUCUCGCGUCGAUCCGAAUGCAAGAGAUGAUAAAUGGUAUACGCCACUUAUACUCGCUGCGAAGUAUCAAAUGACGAAGGUGGUAGAGAUCUUGGUGGAGGAUGAUCGGGUUGAUUUGAGGCUUGUGCAAGGUGGGAGAUCGGCAAUUUUAUGGGCUUCGUGCAUGGGCGACAAGGAGACGAUGAACAUCUUGGAGAGGAAGCAGCUGGAGAGACAAUCGAAUGAUACUGGAUAA
Molecule: messenger RNA, 2244 nt
Organism: Aspergillus wentii DTO 134E9
Lineage: Eukaryota; Fungi; Ascomycota; Eurotiomycetes; Eurotiales; Aspergillaceae
Product: ankyrin repeat domain-containing protein
Exons: 1
Coding region: 1-2244 (747 amino acids)
Molecular function (GO): protein binding
Source: RefSeq, a predicted model, not a curated record